AUGGAGUACUUCGUGAUUAUCACCUCUCGGCAUCGCGAGGAACAGGUGCAGCGUUCCAACCGGACCGAGCUGGGCAGCGACGGCAGCCUAAGCUUGCGCCUUGUGGACGCCACCAGCGCCGGCAACUACACAUGCCAUGUGCGCAACCGGCUCGCGAACGACCGGCGGAUUGUCGCUCUCAUCGUGCGGGCCCACGUGGAAGGAUUUGUGCUCAAGGUGGUCAGCCAAACGGCCACUUCUCUGCAGAUGACGGCUAGUGGCUCUGCGGUAGACGAUCAAGUCGUGCAGGUGCUGGAAGUUCACCUGAAGUCAGAAAAUGGGGAGUGGCAGCAGCGCUCCUUGACGGGCCGCCACAACGACACGUACCACCUGGAUGGGCUGCAGUGCGGCACUCGCUACCAACUGUAUGCUGUGGCCUUUUUGGCAAGCGGCCACCGAGAACAGAGUGACCUACUAGCCGCGAGCACAAUCGGCAGCCCCCCGGUUGCUCCCAACAAGGAGGACAUUGUGCGUGCUCUGAACAGCUCGCAUGUUGAAGUCAUGCCAUCGGCCUGGCGAUCGGGUGGAUGCCCCUUGAUGCGUCUCAGCGUCGAGUACCGCUUGCUGCGCGACGAACAGCCGCAAUGGAUCGCUCACUGGAAUCACACCAGCCCAGCAGCAGGUGUGCUGCCGCAGGACCUCCCUGUUGUAAUUCUGGGAGGACUUAAGCCAGAAACUUGGUACGUCGUUCGCCUGAUGGCUGCCAAUGCUGCAGGCCUCACCAAAGUUAAGUAUGACGUCAUGAUACCGAGCGCCCGAGCUGAUGCGGCAGGAAAAGGGAAGACCGCGGUGGCUGCCUUCCUUGAAGACAUGACCACGCUGGUCUCUAUGGCCUCAUCCGGGGUCGUGCUGCUCGCCGGUCUCAUUGCCGUCGUCUGCUUGGUGCUCUACAAGCGGCGCCGAAAUGGACGCGCCGCUGCCGCAUCCUCUGCACGUUCGGGUGCCAAGAACACACGGAAACCGGUGUCCAGUCAACCGCGUACUUCGUCCUCGCAGCAGCAACCGGUACAGCCAAAGCCCACAGAGUCCCGCAGUAGCGAUCUGGCAACUGCCACGACGACGACAACAAUCUCUACAACCGGUGGCAACGAGCGUGCCGGCGACAGUCGUCCUGAGCGGUCGAGUGGAACCAGCGGAGGAGCGGACCGGCGUGCCAGCGGUGGAGGAGGCAGUGCAUCGGUGCCACCCGCUCUUCCACAAAAGAAGAACAAAGAUGCCGCAAGGCGAAGCCGGGAACAGCUGUCCAGCGCCGCAAGGUCUUCUCCCAUUCGGAAAUCCCAAUCGAUAGCUACUUCGAAGACUUCUAGCAACGCCGGAUCGCAACAGCUGCUGUCCCAGCAGCAGCAUCAGCAGCAGCAGCAGCAACAACAGCCCCAACAGCAUCAUAAGCAGCAGCAUCAAAAAAACAGGCAGGUCAACAAGCAGCUCAACAAAACAUCCAAACAAAAGGAAGAACAAGAGCGAACGCCUCGGAUUCAAACGUCACCAACGAAAAAACAGUUUUUUGACGAGGAAAUCACGCCUUAUGCGACUUUUCAACUAUCCCCAACUAAAGGCAACAUCGAUGACGACGGGGAAGAGUUCAAGACCUUCACCAUUCAUCACGGGGAGCCACCGUAUCUUACCAAGGGAAGCCUGGAUGCGCCGUCGACGUACAGCAAAGGGAAAGACGAGUUUUACAGCCAUAGUCACGCGGCGAACAGCCACAGCCUGACGUCGGGCUCAUCCAACCAAGACGAGUUGCUGCGUGCGUACGAAUACGCCCGGCGGCACCCACCGGGUUCCUCGCUACAGGCUUCGACCGGCGGCGCCCUCACGCACUACGAUGCGCCCGACGACAGCCACACCACGGGCUCUGAAGGCAGCACCGAUCCGGGUAUAAGGCAAUUCACAGAGUCGCCGCCUGAACCCAACGAAAGGAGACAAGCUGCUUGCAUCACGCCAGGCUCUCGAGGUGGCCUCUCAAAGGAGAACAGCACGAGCAGCUCGAGCAGUUCGAGCAGCAGCAGCAGCGCGGGCUGCAUCGGCCCUGAUGGUGGUGCGGAUGACGCGACCCCCGUGAACACACCAAGCCAGUCGUCGGCUAUACCUGCCUGCUUCGCGGUUUGGGACCGCGCACCACUGCCUGGAAGAUCAGCGCUCGUCGCAAGGGCAGGUCACCUUCCUCAGGUGAAAAUGCCAAGCCAGAACAAAGCGCAGUCAUCCAAGUCUCAGCAACCACUCCCACCCCCACCGCUUCCAACGAAGAAGGGCUCGGUGCUGUCGGCCAGCACGCCUGCGCCUACGGCCGUUUCAUCGGCGCAGCAAGCGAGAUUUGUCAAGAAAGGCUGCCCGGACUCACGAAGCACGCGUCCUCAUGCCAUUCGGUUGUCCAGUGACGAAAGCGACGAAAGUGAAGGAACAGCUUCCACGUUUGGUCAGGUGGACAUGGUGCGCGGCAGUUCCUCAAACGAGUUCUCGGAGACAGAUCGUUCUUCCCAAGGUGCUUUCGGCCGGCGCCGGAAGUCCGGUUCUGAUAUCAUCGACUGCUAAAUGGCGGUCGCAGGACACUGCCACUCCACAUUACAGCCAUGGCUAUCUCCAGCUACCUGCUUCCUCUUCGCUACGAAUUUCCGAAGUAGACUUGAGACAAAAUAAAACGUCACGCCUUUGACGGCCGUGACGCGAGGAACACAGGACGUUUCCGUAGCUGAGGUGUUGUGCGCGAUUGACGUUUGCGGUUGCUCACGUGUACGUCCUGCAACUUCUUUGACAUGUGGCUAAUGUAGAGCGCGCGUAUUGUGAUGCACAGGUUAAACCACUAACUUGCUCAUUUUAUUGGGGCCCGGAACAGUGUUUAGCCAUCUGACGGGACGGGCGUGUGUUCAGCAGAAGCUGACAUAUUGGCACUGCCGACUUAGACCAUCCCAACAGUGUUUUAGGUGUGUGCGCGCUGCUGUGUGAUUUUGCUCAUGAGAGAACAGUGAUCGCAGACACGACUACUACGGACCGCUGCAGUGUGUGCGCACAUAACGGCUACACAUUGUCUUUCAAGGACUGUGGCUUCUGAAAUCAAGCAGUCAAUGCCUUUGAAGCAAUGCCGACAAGAAAAAAAGGUCACAAAAGCCUCGCUUCAUUCCUCCUCCAAAACCUAUGUAUACAAAUGGAAAGCCAACGUUACUGUGAUGUGUAUCCGUUUCCAACGCAGGGCUGAAGGUCUGGGGCCUAUAAUACGUGCGGCUGCGCUAAAUAAGGUCACAUGUGCUACGUUUCAUUGCUCACUCCCUUGUGCGUGUAUUUUUGUUCUUUUCAGCAGUCUGUGACGCUACAAUUUCAGCGUCAACCUCGUAAUAUGUGACAACCACUAUCAAGGACUUCAUUAUAAAUACGACAUUUCCACUUGAAGAACUCUGUUUACUGUCACGCGCGUUCAGCCCAUUACUUGUUUUGUGAACGAAAUCUACGUAGCGAAGGUGACAGAAAGUAGAACCUUGAGCGUCUGCACACGUUGAUGUAACCGUACGUUCACAUUAACAUGGAUUUUGCUAACGCAAGCUGUAGUGGCGCCACUGCGAGCACUUUGAUCGCCUUCACGACAGAGACGACGCUUUGUCCUGGUAGUUCAAUAUGGUUCGGGCAAUUCAGUGCGUUUCUGACAUUGACCUUUCUAGUCCAGUAACCUUUUCUGUUAUGCUAGCGUUGUGCGUGCCAAAGCGACCAUAGGAUUAGGAAGCAAGCCGUAGUGGGUGAGUCCAGAACAACGUUUUCGACAUUAAUUCUAAGUACACAGCCUUUAUUUUAUUCUAGCCAAUCUAAAUGGCAUAAAUUAUACUCAAUAUUAGAAAAUAAAACCUGCAGAUGAUACUAUGAAAUAUUUGCUACCAGCCUUCGCAAAAGAAAGAUUGCUGGUAAUUUCAGCGACGUAGCCUUCCUAAAGCAAAUUGAUAAAUUCUGUGCGAAGACAGGACCAGCAACAUAGUUUACUAAACAGACAUCUGAGAGCCUGUUUUACAGCGCAAGCUGUUGAGAUCACAGCAGCCGAUUUUAGUGGCAUAGUUGUCCGCCGACGCUGGAAUCAGUAACAGUCAUCGCGCACAAGAGAAAACACGCUUUGAAUGGGAUUUCUACCCAGGCACUCUACGUGCCUGUCGAGCCUUCUACCACCGAGCCAUGCCUGUGCUUGAAACUCCUCAAAAAGACCAUACAGGGUUCACGUCGAGCAAGGAAUCGCGUUCAGAGAUGUAAUACAGCGUGGCAGAACAGUGGAAUAGCACCACGCGUCACACAUUGGGAAUCGCGUCACGAGUGGGUGGUUAAAAGCUUCCCACCCAUUACAAAGGACUCCGCCAGAAGCCUUCAUCGUCAUCAGCAUUAACAAAGUGCAUGUAAUGCCUUACAGAC
Rhipicephalus sanguineus (brown dog tick) is the source of this 4419-nucleotide messenger RNA. RefSeq names its product nucleolar and coiled-body phosphoprotein 1. Lineage: Eukaryota; Metazoa; Arthropoda; Arachnida; Ixodida; Ixodidae. Gene Ontology annotation, molecular function: protein binding. Bases 1 to 2571 code for a protein of 856 amino acids. The record is from RefSeq and is a predicted model, not a curated record. The transcript has 18 exons.